This is a messenger RNA of Neurospora tetrasperma FGSC 2508, 441 nucleotides long. RefSeq lists its product as uncharacterized. Lineage: Eukaryota; Fungi; Ascomycota; Sordariomycetes; Sordariales; Sordariaceae. The transcript is spliced from 4 exons. The record is from RefSeq and is a predicted model, not a curated record. Bases 1 to 441 code for a protein of 146 amino acids.
AUGGUUGUUCAAGCUCCCAUGCUACAAGAGCCCUCACUGGUUCCACGUGUGCGUGGGAAUGUUGGGAUGUCUGUGAAGGACGGACCCAACCCAGGGAAGAUGAUGAUCUUCAACACUAGCAGAUUCUUGGUGUUGAUAUGGCAGGAGAUCGGAGCUGCCGCAGUCAGCCGCAAGGUCGUGGCCUCCCGGGAACGAAACGACCAAGCCAUUGUCGUGGUCGAGCCAUUGAUGACAGAUGGCGCUCUUUUCACACGCCGUGGCUUGCCGCGGUCAAGUCGCAACCAACUUUUCCUUUUGCGCGCGGCUCCAGAGAUAAGCAAAAGAAACGCUGACGAUGCUAAGCCGAUGGGGUUGUGGUUGUACGGUCCAACCCGUGCCUCCUUCGGGAGCCCAGGCACAAGGAAAAUUUGCCCUGAGCCACAACCGCCACAGCGUCAUUAA